This is a messenger RNA of Solea senegalensis (Senegalese sole), 4169 nucleotides long. Its product is annotated as sarcoplasmic/endoplasmic reticulum calcium ATPase 2. NCBI's taxonomy places the organism in Eukaryota, Metazoa, Chordata, Actinopteri, Pleuronectiformes, Soleidae. Bases 474 to 3677 code for a protein of 1067 amino acids. The transcript has 25 exons. Gene Ontology annotation, cellular component: membrane. The record is from RefSeq and is a predicted model, not a curated record. Gene Ontology annotation, biological process: calcium ion transmembrane transport; intracellular calcium ion homeostasis. Gene Ontology annotation, molecular function: P-type calcium transporter activity; ATP binding; ATP hydrolysis activity.
UUGCUUAACUUGACGCGAGAUGAUGCUGUGUCCUCCAGCAGCCAGCGUAGACAGUAAUGUUGUCUGGAUAUAUAAAAGCGGAUAGAGAUAUGUUUUGCCUUUAACACGCCUUAUUAUUAUUUUUUUAUUGUAUACGCGUAUCAUACAACAUCUGUACGUGGCUUACAUCGUAGUGUCAACACAAAUGGAAACGCCUUGACGGUUUUGUUUGUCCUCUCAUCGCUGCCACAGUAGAGAACUACUGUAGAAAUUGCAUUAUUUAGAUUAUUUAAAAAAAUAAUUAUAUAUAUAUUUAUAUAUAUAUCUUCGCUGUGGCUGAGUCUCCUACUCAACUAAAAACGCAUGUCGCCGUGACGAAUCCCGACUGAAGUGGAGAUAAACGUGGACACAGACGGACGACACACGGACAAAGUGACCGGCCUCAGACUGUGUGGUUGCUUGGCUCUACAGUACCUGGAGUAAUUCCCCUGCCAAUGAUGGAUAAUGCUCACACUAAGACGGUGGAGGAGGUUCUGGGCUUCUUCUAUGUCAACGAGUCCACAGGCUUGAGCUGCGAGCAGCUGAAGAAGAACAGGGAGAGAUGGGGACCCAAUGAACUACCUGCAGAAGAAGGCAAAUCCCUGUGGGAGCUGGUCCUGGAGCAGUUUGAGGACCUGUUGGUUCGAAUCCUGCUGCUGGCUGCGUGCAUUUCCUUUAUUCUGGCUUGGUUUGAAGAAGGAGAGGGAACAAUCACAGCCUUUGUUGAGCCGAUCGUCAUCCUCCUCAUCCUCAUCGCCAACGCUAUUGUAGGAGUGUGGCAGGAGCGUAACGCAGAGAACGCCAUCGAGGCUCUGAAGGAGUACGAGCCAGAGAUGGGCAAAGUCUACAGACAGGACAAGAAGAGUGUCCAGAGAGUGAGAGCGCGGGACAUCGUCCCUGGAGACAUUGUAGAAGUCGCAGUGGGUGACAAGGUCCCAGCUGACAUCAGGCUGACGUCCAUCUGCUCCACCACUCUGAGAGUGGACCAGUCCAUCCUGACGGGGGAGUCCGUGUCAGUGCUCAAACACACGGACCCGGUCCCGGACCCACGAGCCGUCAACCAGGACAAGAAGAACAUGCUCUUCUCUGGAACCAACAUCGCAGCAGGGCGAGCCAUCGGGGUCGUCGUGGCAACAGGAGUGCAGACAGAGAUCGGGAAAAUCCGAGAUGAGAUGGCCUCCACUGAUCCCGAGAGGACGCCACUGCAGCAGAAGCUCGACCAGUUUGGAGAGCAGCUGUCAAAGGUUAUCAGUGUGAUCUGUGUGGCAGUGUGGGCCAUCAACGUGGGUCACUUCAACGACCCGGUGCACGGAGGCAGCUGGCUGAGAGGAGCGGUUUACUACUUCAAGAUUGCUGUCGCUCUGGCCGUGGCCGCCAUCCCAGAGGGUCUCCCGGCGGUCAUCACCACCUGCCUGGCGCUGGGCACCAGGAGAAUGGCCAGGAAGAACGCCAUCGUCCGCAGCCUGCCGUCAGUGGAGACGCUGGGCUGUACGUCUGUCAUCUGCUCCGACAAAACGGGAACCCUGACCACCAACCAGAUGUCCGUCUGCAGGAUGUUUGUGGUGGACAGUGUGUCAGGAGAUCGCUGCAGCCUGAGCGAAUUCACAGUGACUGGAUCUACUUACGCCCCUGAAGGGGAAGUCUACAAGGACGGCUCCGGGGUGAAGUGCAGUCGGUAUGAAGGCCUGGUGGAGUUGGCCUCCAUCUGUGCGCUGUGCAACGACUCGUCACUGGACUUCAACGAAGCAAAGGGAGUGUAUGAGAAGGUUGGGGAGGCAACAGAGACUGCCCUCUGCUGUCUGGUGGAGAAAAUGAACGUGUUUGACACAGACCUGAGACGACUGAGCCCUACGGAGAGAGCUACGGCCUGCUGCUCUGUGAUUAAGCAGCUGAUGAGGAAGGAGAUCACGCUGGAGUUCUCCAGAGACAGGAAGUCCAUGUCCGUCUUCUGCUCGUCCAAUAAACUCACCAGGUCCACUUCUGGAAACAAGAUGUUUGUUAAGGGAGCUCCAGAGAGCGUGCUGGAGCGCUGCACUCACAUCCGGGUCAGCGGCUCUGCCCGCGUGCCUUUGAGACCCGCGGUUCGAGAGCAGCUCCUGACCACUGUGAGGGAGUGGGGGUCGGGACGGGACACGCUGCGUUGCCUCGCCAUGGCAACCAGGGACACGCCGCCGGACAUCCAUUCUCUCAACCUGGAGAACACGGCCGCCUUCGCUGAAUAUGAGUCGGACUUGACCUUUGUGGGCUGUGUGGGCAUGUUGGACCCCCCCAGGAAAGAGGUGCUUGGCGCAGUCCGAAUGUGUCGGCAGGCUGGCAUACGAGUCAUCAUGAUCACAGGUGACAACAAAGGGACGGCCCUGUCCAUCUGUCGGAGGGUGGGGAUCAUCACAGAGCAGGAGGAGGAGCAGGAGGGCGCCGGGGUCAACGGAGGCCUGACGGGCCGGGAGUUUGACGAGCUGCCCCCUCACCUGCAGCGGCAGGCCUGCCGCACGGUACGCUGCUUUGCGCGUGUGGAGCCGGCGCACAAGAGCCGUAUAGUGGAAUAUCUGCAGAGCCUGAGUGACAUCACUGCCAUGACAGGUGACGGCGUGAACGACGCACCGGCACUGAAAAAGGCCGAGAUCGGCAUCGCCAUGGGUAGCGGCACGGCGGUGGCGAAGUCGGCCUCCGAGAUGAUCCUCGCCGACGACAACUUCUCCACCAUCGUGGCGGCUGUGGAGGAAGGCCGAGCCAUUUACAACAACAUGAAGCAGUUCAUCAGAUACUUGAUAUCCUCCAACAUAGGAGAGGUGGUCUGUAUUUUCCUGACCGCCGCCCUCGGCAUGCCUGAAGCGCUGAUACCAGUCCAGCUGUUAUGGGUCAACCUGGUUACUGACGGUUUCCCAGCAACAGCCCUGGGCUUCAACCCUCCCGACCUGGACAUCAUGUCUCGUCCUCCUCGCUCCCCCAAAGAGCCGCUCAUCUCCAGCUGGUUGUUCUGUCGCUACCUCAUCAUCGGAUGUUACGUGGGAGCAGCCACAGUUGGAGCUGCUGCCUGGUGGUUCAUGGCGGCUCAUGAUGGUCCUAAACUUUCCUUCUAUCAGCUGUCCCACUACCUACAGUGCAGUGAAGGCCACAUGGAGUUUGCAGGAGUGCAGUGUUCGGUCUUUGAGUCGCCGUUUCCCAUGACGAUGGCUCUGUCUGUCUUGGUCACCAUAGAGAUGUGCAACGCCUUGAACAGUCUUUCAGAAAAUCAGUCCCUGCUGAAAAUGCCUCCCUGGUCAAACCCAUGGCUGGUUGGCGCCAUCUGUCUGUCCAUGGCCUUACACUUCCUCAUUCUUUAUGUUGACCCACUGCCGAUGAUAUUCCAGAUCCGCCCUCUGUCGUGGCCUCAGUGGGUGGUGGUUUUGAAGAUGUCACUUCCUGUCAUCUUCAUGGACGAGGCCUUGAAGUUCCUGGCCCGCAACUACAUCGAGCCCGGAAACCAGAUAUUGGAGGAGGAGGAGGAUGAGGAGGAGGAGCAGAGAGCAAGGGCUAGUGGGGGACUUGUUAGCGGCGUGAUGAGGAAGCUACGCCAGUGCCUGAAGGGCGUGUCCUGGUCAUUUGUGAUGAUCUCCGCGCCGCUGGUCUCCUGGAUCUUCAGCCUGGACUCUGACAUCACUAACAUCUUCUGGGAGUGAUGGAAGACAGAGGGGUACAGGGGGACUGUGAGAGGGCAGGUUGAAAGUUUGGUGGAAGACGUUUUCGGGAAGCGAGAGGCAAGGUGGAAGUUUGAUAAACACUCAAGAUUUGAGAAGGUAAGAAGAGAGUUUUCUAGAAAAGUAGACAAUCGGGAAAGUGUCACGAAAAGGUGCUUUGUCUAGCUAAUUAUCGAAAAGUUUAUUCCACAUGUCGACUCCCCAUGUUUUUUGCCGCGGGCAUGCUAACGUUUGCUGGCGCUUGCGUCUACCACCUCUUUUUCAUAUUAGCAUAGCAUGCUAACCUACUAAUUUUUAUUACAUUUUCAAGAUUCUGUGCUUACAUGAUGGACAUUAGAAAGUUAGCAUGCUAGCGUUAAUCAGCUUGUUGUUUCCGCCGUAACCUUUCUGUUGGCAUGUGUACUUUACUCAUUACUGUAACUUCUGGACUGUUUGUGGUAGCGAAAAAAUUAAAAAAUAAAAAUUACAGGGAAG